Prorocentrum cordatum is the source of this 1108-nucleotide messenger RNA. NCBI's taxonomy places the organism in Eukaryota, Dinophyceae, Prorocentrales, Prorocentraceae. The record is from the annotation of a GenBank genome assembly.
AGCCAUUUUGGCUCAAGUCCGUCCCCUCCGUGGGAUCUCGGACUUGGGCCGAAAUGGGUUGCUGUCUCGCCCAAGGCCUCCUGGCCAAGCGCAGCGCCGCCCGCCGCCGUCGGCCGCGUCUCCAUAUGUCCAUGCUCGCGCACGCUCGGGUGAUCCCGAUCGGCCUGGCGAUGCUGCAGCUGCUCGCGCUGUUCUCGCUGCACAGUGGCCUAGCGGUGAUGCCCCACUGCCGAUCGCAGGCCGCGGCUCAUGCUCGCCAAUGCCGUGCGAUGCAGCUGGGAUUCAGUCGUCGCCCCCUCCGUGUACCUCUUCGGCUUCACGAUCUUCUUCCACCUGCUUGUGCACGUCACUUGCCGACCAAGCUCAUCCCGCUCUACCCGCUGGGCGUCUGCGGCAGCCAUGAGCUCCAAGAGGUUGCAGACUUCAUCCAGCGGCGUCGUGUGCAAGAUGGGCCCCAUGAUGGUGCUGGACCUCUGCGCGCUGCGCUGCCCGUCCGAGCUGACCUACGUCGCGGAGCUGGCCCUCUGCCACCACCCGCACGUCAAGAACACCGCGCUGCUGACCCCGACGCCGAUGGUGUCGCUGACGCUCUACUGCAUGACUCUCGCCACGUUCCUGGAACCGCCCUUGGCCGUGUUCCCCGUGGCGUUGCCGCGCCUGAAGCUCUUUGCAACGGUGCUGGACCGGUUCCCCAACACGUUCCUCUUCAUGGAGCUGGGCCUCUUCCUCGGUGUCGCGCUGGCGCUCCUGAACCUGCUCUGCAUCCCACUGCCGCCGGUGGUGCUCAUCCUCGUGACGCUGGUGAUGCUCCCGAUGCUCGUCGGCCCGUCGUGCAUGCCGCUGCCGCUGGUAGCGCUUAACCUCGUGAUGUUCCUGUUUCGCGAGCCGCCGCUGCUGGUGGUGCCCGACCUCGUGCUGCUGGCGAUGUCCGCGCUGCUCUCCGUCCGCUUGUCCGCGAAUGGCAUCGAGCUGCACGGCGCAAGACGCUACUCCAGAAUAGGCCGCUCAUACGCUGCUUCGACGCGUGGCUCGACCUUGUGGAGUGCGACCUGGCAGUAGAGGACACUGCUGCCCGUGAUGAUGCCGCCGCGGGUGGCGACCCAGUCUG